This is a messenger RNA of Nymphaea colorata (pocket water lily), 2058 nucleotides long. RefSeq lists its product as uncharacterized. The coding region runs from base 237 to 2009 and encodes 590 amino acids. The transcript is spliced from 8 exons. The record is from RefSeq and is a predicted model, not a curated record. Lineage: Eukaryota; Viridiplantae; Streptophyta; Magnoliopsida; Nymphaeales; Nymphaeaceae.
GAAAUGAUAGAUUCCGACGAUCCCGAAAUUCAAGUCUCUCUCACUCUCUGUUUCCUCCGCCAUGUCGUACCUGCUGCAUUCUAUCGGCCUCGGGCUCCCCUCUUCUUUCCUCCUCUUCCCGUGAACCCUAGGAUCCUGAAAAAUCCCAACCCUAGAUGUGAAGAGACGACGAAUUCUGGUUGCGCGUCGAAAUCGGUGACCGGAGUUUGUUACCCCAGCCGGGAUUCUCGCUGGAGAUGGCCACCGCCGCGUUCAAAUCUACGACGAAGCGUUCGCCGAUCGGAGCGGGGGAGAAUUCAUCGACGUCCUCGCGGAGGACUGAGGAAGAUGCCCGAUCGUCUAACCGGAGCGGAAUCCACCGAAGAUCGCGGAGCCUCAGCCGCGGCCCCUCUCGUUUCCCGGCAUUCCGCGAUCGGGAGUCCGGGGCAACUGGUGAUAACUCCGGGAGGUUUGUGAACACCGAGCGCGGCUCGGCGUUUCCGGAGGUUAGCCUUGAGGAUCUUGUGAACGAGUUUCUGGCUGAGGUUGCUGUUGAAGAGGAUAGGGGAAGGGCGACGCAGAGGGGUUCUUGUGCGAGGCUGUCAGAAACGGAGGCAGUGAAGAGGAGAGGACGGUCGGCUUCGAGGCCGGGCAGGCUAGCUGACGGCGCAGGGGCUGCGAAGGGUUCUGUUGAUAGCGGCAGACGGCGGCGUUCGGUAUCUGUUGCGCCGUAUCAGUUCAGUGAUUCGGAGAGUGACAAAGACCUUUUGCAUACUUUGGCUGAUAAUGUUAAACCUGUGGCAUCUGAGAGUGUGAAGUCCACACAUGGAUUUUCAAACAAAUCCUCACGUCGUGCCAGCCUUCCAAACAAUCAAUGUGGCUUGAGGAGAUCUUUGAGUCAAAGGGACUUAUCAUCAUCUCGGCAUGCCUAUUCUUCUGCCCUGACUGAUGAUGAAGGACAAGAUACUUGCUAUGAUACAAACGGAGAGAAGACAAUAAGGGCAGUUUAUGCUCAGAGAAAGGCCGAACAUCCUGAUGGCGAGGGAAUUGGUGCAGAAGCAGGACCAUAUGAAGCUAUGCGUAAAGAAGUCAGACAGGCUAUGCGUAAAGAAGUCAGGCAGGCUGUAGCUGUGAUCAAGACAGAGCUUGAACAUGCAAUGGUGAAAGCAAAUUCAAAUGAGCUAGCUGAUGGUGAUUGCUUAGGACGCAAUGCUAAAGAUGUUAGACAAGCAAUUGAUAAGAUAAAAAAGGAUUAUACUGCAGUAUUGCAACAGUCGGACAAGCGGAAGCGUGAGCUUUUGGCUGAGUUGGCUGUUGAGGAGCAGCGAGGCCGUGAACUUUCUAAGAUUGUUGGAGAGCUGCUUCUGAAUCCAAAGCAGCCUGAACCUGCAAGGUCUUCACGAUCAAGAAAAAGAAGCACUGAUAGAACUAGAAUGUCAAGACGCCUGACCGAGGAGGCUGAGAAAUACUUUGAGGAUUUCAUUUCCAAUGUUGAAGAUACAGAUUUUUCAUCUUUUGAUGAUGAACGAAGUGAUGCUACUUUAGGAGAAAUCACACUUUCUAGAGAUUGUGUCUUAAGGAAUGCAUGCAGCAAUCCCCUACCUACUGACACGGAUGGGGUUCUUCUUCCCUGGCUGCAGUGGGAAACAAGCCACGAUAACUCAUCCUUCUUGUUGGGAGAUAAAUUUGAAACACCAAUAUCCAAGGGACAUAUGCAUGACUUUGCUCAGGUGAUAAGUGUAGAAGGCAAAUUGAGAUGUGAAAGUAAUGAGCAUGUAACAAGCAGCCGAGGUAGUUGGAGCCCAGAUGAUGCAAAUGACUCGAAGUUCUUUAUGUCAGUUGAUUCAUACCAUAGGGUUACUGGAGAUCCGUUCAACGAAAAAUCUAAAAGUGAAUCCAGUUCUAUUAGCUCGUUUGAUAUGGACGUUUAUUUAAGGUGCUUGCACAACGAAGAGCAUAUCGUGGAAAGAGUGAAGCAGAGACAUAGGAUAUGCAGCGGGGGCCUCAUGUUAUGUCUCACAGAAUACUAAUUAUCGUUAAGGUUUUUAGCCUCCGCAUUUCACUCGUCUUUUGCAUAAA